Molecule: messenger RNA, 1200 nt
Organism: Suillus plorans
Lineage: Eukaryota; Fungi; Basidiomycota; Agaricomycetes; Boletales; Suillaceae
Exons: 2
Coding region: 1-1200 (399 amino acids)
Biological process (GO): double-strand break repair via homologous recombination
Cellular component (GO): nucleus; chromosome; cytoplasm
Molecular function (GO): 3'-5' DNA helicase activity; four-way junction helicase activity
Source: RefSeq, a predicted model, not a curated record
AUGGAUACGAGUACCAUCAUCCGUGCUGUGCGAGAAGCAUCCUUGCAGGGACUAUACUCCUUUGCUCGUUCACUGAUACAAGAACGACUCCCAAAUGAAUACAUCGAAGCUCUUGGUGACAAGGAUAGGAUGGACGCACUACGUGCUUGCCUGCUCGUUUAUGUUCUUACAGCAACAACAAUAGUUCCACGACAAUUCCAACUUGAGGCCAUUCUCACAACACUAAAUGGCCGCGACAGUGGGAUUACAGCUGACUCCAUGUACAAGGAAUCUAAACUCACAUACUUUGGUGACCGACAGUCAAUUCGUGAUGGCCGCUUCAACCACUUGAUUGUUUUGCCGGAGCAAUUGUUUAUGUUUAAUGGUCAUCUGCCACGUCUUGCACAACUCAUACGCAAAGACUCCAUUUUCAUCAAAAGAAUCAAGCGUGUUCAUAUUGAUGAAGCCCAUAAUAUUUAUACAGCGGGACUUCCGCAUCAUGGCGAGGAGGCUUUUCGACCAUCAUUCAGCAAAUUGGGGGAGCUUCGUGUGCUACUUGCCAAGGACACCAUAUAUCAGGCUCUUUCAGCGACAUUACCACCUCAUAUUCUCUCUGUCAUCAAAUGGGAACUCUCGGUCCCAUCCAACCAUCUCUCAUUGACCCUUUCAACUAAUCGACCCAAUAUAGUGUAUGCCAUUACUCCUCUGAUCGGUGGUACUCGUAACUUUCACAAUUUCGACUGUCUCAUCCCACCCAACUACACGACACCCAUGAUCAUACCAAAAACCUUAAUUUUCCACGACAACAAACAGGAAGCAGUGGACGCUGCAGCCUACAACAACUCACAUCUGCCGAAAGCAUUGCAGAAUCGGGGUGUCGUGAAAUACUAUCACAGUGACAUGUCUGCAGAAUACCUUCAACAAACUUACGAGGACUUCGCCUCAGAUAGUGGAAGCUGUCGGAUUCUGCAUGCAACAGCAGGCACAUCAACUGUCAUAUCCCGUAUUCCGGACUUACAUCCGACAAUAUUCCCACGCCUCAUCCGGACCUUCGGACACCCUAUCCAUGUCUCCAGUCCUCUAUCCAUCCGGAUCCCUGCACAUAUAUCCACGCGUCUCAUCCGGACGUCCGGUCUGGUCCGAUCCGAUCCGAUCCGAUCCGAUCCGAUCCGAUCCGAUCCGAUAUACGAUAAGCUUCCUAAUUCAUUUCUGUGCAUAUAA